Molecule: messenger RNA, 670 nt
Organism: Malurus melanocephalus (red-backed fairy wren)
Lineage: Eukaryota; Metazoa; Chordata; Aves; Passeriformes; Maluridae
Gene: CCDC43
Product: coiled-coil domain containing 43
Exons: 2
Coding region: 174-590 (138 amino acids)
Source: RefSeq, a predicted model, not a curated record
CACGGAGCACACGGGACACACCAAGCACACCGGGCCGCCCGCCCGGUCCCGCCGCUCCCGUCCGGGCACGGCCGCACCGGCACCGACCCCCGCUCCCCCGGCUCCCGCCGCUCCCGCCGGCGCCGCAAGUUUGUCCCUCCGCGGCCGCCAUCCCCCUCCUCCCAAGGCCCAAGAUGGCAGCGCCCGGCGGGGCAGCCGCGGCCGCGGCGCCGAUCCCGAUCGCGGCCCUGAUCCCGGUGCCGGACCCGCCGCCGUUUCCAGCCUGGCUCGCAGAGCGGCUGGACGCGCUGGGGCUGGACCGCGCCGUGUACGGCGCCUACAUCGAGGGGCUGUUGCGGGAGGAGGAGAGCGACGAGGAGCGGCUGGAAGCGCUGCGGGCCGUCCUGGCCGCCUGCCUGGAAGAAGAUCUCUUGAACGAUGUGUGCAGGGAGGUCAUGGACAGAUGGUCUGACUCUCAGGUCGUUGAUGCCAAAGAGGAGAAAGAAGGUAGAGUGCUGUGCCUCGGGAUGCUGUGCCCUGGUGCUCAGUGUGGGGUGACCUGUGGGGCCUUACCACAAGGGGAACUUUGUGUUUGUCCUGGCAGGAGUUAAACCAACGCUGCCCUCGUGUCUGACCUGCCUCUCAUUCACUGCUGCUCAGUUACUGUUUUAUCUGCAAUGGGGAUGAGUAG